AAAACGGACGAAAAGAACAAGAACUUACCACUCAUACUUGAUACUACAAUAUUAUCGACUUGACCGCCUCUGUACAUUUUAUAUACCUAAAAGUAACAAUCGUAGGCAAAUUUGAAGAUCAAAGAGGUAAACAUGGAGCAAGUGACCGAGAAUUGUAUAUCACUGAUGUUAUCAUUCACAACGCCCUUGGAUACAUGCAGAGCUUCUUGUGUUUCAGCUGAUUUCAGGUCAGCUGCUGAUUCUGAUGAGCUUUGGAACAAGUUUUUGCCAUCUGAUCUCUCUCAAAUCCUUAGCAGAUCACUCUCUACUUUGGCUUACAACACUAAAAGAGAGCUUUACUUUCUGCUUUGUGACUCCCCUGUUCUGCUAGAUGAUGGCAAUGUGAGCUUUUCACUAGAUAAAAAGAGCGGGAAGAAGUGCUUCAUGGUAGCAGCUAGGCAACUUUCAAUUUCAUGGGGUGAUACUCCUACUUACUGGAUCUGGUCAUCCAACUAUAAUUCAAGAUUUUCGGAGGUUGCUGUACUUCAGUAUGUCUGGUGGCUUGAUAUUCGUGGCAGAAUGGAAACUGGAUUGCUGUCUCCACACACUACUUACGAAACAUAUCUUGUAUAUAAACUACAUGAAGAUGCCAGGGGACUUAAUUCAGCAAGGACAUCGAUCAGAUUUGUUAAUGAAAUAGAAGAGGUGCCUUCAGAUGAAACUAACAUAGUUUAUCCUGAUACAAGAACAUCUGCAGCCAACAGGCCCAACACUGAGCAGCGAAAUGGAGAGGUUAGUCAGAGGAGGAAGGACGGAUGGAUGGAGAUUAAGACGGGAGAGUUUGAGACUGGUGCAAGAGAUGAUGAUGAGGUGGAGACGCGAUUUAUGUCAACUGGAGGAUAUCAGGUCAAGGCUGGACUUAUCGUUCAAGGUAUCGAGUUUAGACCUAAACAAUCGUAGCAGUUGCUUGAGGAAUUUCAUCUAUAGGCAAUGCUUUAUAUCAUAGAAAAUUAUCUCAUGUAUUAUGAAAUCUCUUCUAUCUGAAGGAUGUCGAAUGGAGUGUGCUAUAUAUAAUCGUUGUGCUAUGUAAUAUGUUAUUGCCUAUCUUAUUGUAUGUCCAAUUUGAAAAUAUGUAAUAUGACUGAAAUUAUAAUGAUUUUCCAUUACUUGCAUGACA
Molecule: messenger RNA, 1156 nt
Organism: Daucus carota subsp. sativus
Lineage: Eukaryota; Viridiplantae; Streptophyta; Magnoliopsida; Apiales; Apiaceae
Product: putative F-box protein PP2-B12
Exons: 3
Coding region: 133-939 (268 amino acids)
Molecular function (GO): protein binding
Source: RefSeq, a predicted model, not a curated record